Messenger RNA from Rhineura floridana, 951 nucleotides. It is a transcript of the gene RPL7A, whose product is annotated as ribosomal protein L7a. The coding region runs from base 82 to 882 and encodes 266 amino acids. Gene Ontology annotation, biological process: ribosome biogenesis. Lineage: Eukaryota; Metazoa; Chordata; Lepidosauria; Squamata; Rhineuridae. The transcript has 8 exons. Gene Ontology annotation, cellular component: ribonucleoprotein complex. The record is from RefSeq and is a predicted model, not a curated record.
ACCUCUCGCGAGACCGACAGGGUCUUAGAUAUAUUAUUACCCAGCAUGCCUAGCUUUUUCCUUUUCCUCCUUUGAGCCACGAUGCCGAAGGGGAAGAAGGCCAAGGGGAAGAAGGUGGCCCCGGCCCCUGCUGUGGUCAAGAAGCAGGAGGCCAAGAAGGUUGUCAACCCUCUCUUUGAGAAGAGGCCCAAGAACUUUGGCAUCGGGCAGGAUAUCCAGCCCAAACGGGAUCUGACACGUUUUGUGAAAUGGCCCCGCUACAUCCGACUCCAGCGGCAGAGAGCUAUCCUCUACAAAAGGCUGAAGGUGCCCCCGGCAGUGAACCAGUUCACACAAGCACUUGACCGGCAGACAGCUACUCAGCUUCUGAAACUGGCCCACAAAUACAGGCCUGAGACAAAGCAAGAGAAGAAGCAGAGGCUCUUGGCUCGGGCAGAGCAAAAAGCUGCUGGGAAAGGUGAUGUUCCUACCAAGAGGCCUCCUGUACUCCGAGCAGGUGUCAACACAGUUACAGCCCUGGUGGAGAACAAGAAAGCCCAGCUGGUGGUGAUUGCCCAUGAUGUAGACCCCGUCGAGCUGGUCGUUUUCCUCCCUGCCUUGUGCCGGAAAAUGGGAGUGCCCUAUUGCAUCAUCAAAAGCAAGGCCAGGCUGGGCCGCCUCGUCCACCGAAAGACCUGCACCUGUGUUGCCUUCACUCAGGUUAAUCCGGAGGACAAGGGAGCCCUGGCCAAGCUGGUGGAAGCUGUCAAGACCAACUACAAUGAGAGAUACGAUGAGAUUCGUCGUCACUGGGGUGGCAACGUUCUAGGGCCAAAGUCAGUGGCUCGCAUCGCUAAGCUUGAAAAAGCCAAAGCGAAAGAACUGGCCACUAAGCUCGGGUAGAUCUAUUGGAUUUGCUGCAAGUUUUUCUGUACAUAAAUAAGAAUUAAAAAACUUGUCUGUUCUCCAUAA